Leguminivora glycinivorella is the source of this 4302-nucleotide messenger RNA. RefSeq names its product DNA-directed RNA polymerase III subunit RPC1 (gene Polr3A). The coding region runs from base 110 to 4270 and encodes 1386 amino acids. Gene Ontology annotation, biological process: DNA-templated transcription. Gene Ontology annotation, molecular function: DNA binding; DNA-directed RNA polymerase activity. The record is from RefSeq and is a predicted model, not a curated record. The transcript has 27 exons. Lineage: Eukaryota; Metazoa; Arthropoda; Insecta; Lepidoptera; Tortricidae.
UGCCUUGCUCAAUCAGAUCACAGAUGAUUUGUUAGCAGUAUUUAUUCAAUGAAUACUUUAUGUUUUAAGUAAAAUAUGUUUUGAUUUAGUGUCUUAUUAAUUAUCCAAGAUGCCUAAAGAGCAAUAUCGCGAAACAGACGUCGGUAGAAAAAUAUCACAUGUCACGUUCAACGUAGACAGUGGGUCGGACAUCCAGCAGGCGGCGCACAUCCGAGUGAUCACCAAGAACCUGUAUGCUCAGGAUGGCCAGCGAGUGCCGGCUGCUUACGGAGUGCUGGACAGGAGGAUGGGCACAAACCAGAAGAAUGCCAACUGUGACACUUGUGGCCUGGGUCUGGCGGAGUGUGUCGGCCAUUUUGGCUACAUUGAGCUGGCACUGCCUGUCUUCCAUGUUGGCUACUUCCGGUCCAUCAUUACUAUAUUGCAGACCAUCUGUAAAGAAUGUUCAAAAGUAAUGCUCCAAGAAAAUAUAAAGAAGAACUUCCGCCGCAAAUUCCUCAACCCUGAGCUCUCAUACCUACACAAGAAAGCUCUCCGAGCAGCAGUUCUAAAGAAAGCCAAGACCUGCACAAAAUGUCCUUCCUGCGAGUCCCUGAACGGCAUAGUCAAGAAGAGUUCAGCGGGGAUUUUGAAGAUUAUCCAUGAUAAGUACCGUGCGAAGAAGCCGACAGACCCGAUUGUGCAGAAGGUGUUGAAGCAGUUCCAUGAGGCGAAGCAGUCGAAUAAGGAGCUAGCGACGAUGAUACAGAGCGGGCUGAUUAUUGAGCUUAGCCCUUUGCAGGUGCUGAACCUAUUCCGUCGCAUCCCUGAUGAAGACAUCCCACUCCUAGGCAUGAACGCCAAGAUCUCCCGCCCUGAAGACUUGAUCCUGACUCGGUUACCCGUCCCCCCACUGUGUAUCCGACCCAGUGUCGUCUCCGACAUCAAGGCUGGCACGAACGAAGAUGAUCUAACAAUGAAGCAGUCAGAAAUCCUCCUCAUCAAUGACGUCAUAGCUCGUCACAUAGCCAGCGGCGGCAAAAGCGAGCUGGUGCAGGAAGACUGGGACUAUCUACAGUUGCAUGCCGCGCUGUAUAUUAAUAGCGAGAUGUCUGGCAUCCCGCUCUCCAUGCAGCCUAAAAAACCCGGACGCGGUCUUGUGCAACGGCUGAAAGGCAAACAGGGCAGAUUCCGAGGCAACUUGUCGGGGAAGCGUGUGGAUUUCUCCAGCCGGACCGUCAUCUCUCCCGACCCUAAUCUACAGAUUCAGGAGGUGGGCGUCCCAGUCCACGUAGCCAAGAUCCUCACCUACCCAGAGCGUGUGUUCCCGGCGAACUUGCACUGGCUCCGGCAGCUCGUCCGCAACGGUCCCGACCACCAUCCCGGGGCAAACUACGUGCAGCAACGAGGGUUACCGCACAAGAAGUACCUCAAGUACGGCAACCGGGAGAAGAUCGCGCAAGAACUGAAGUGCGGCGACAUAGUGGAGCGACACCUGGUGGACGGCGAUGUAGUGUUAUUCAACCGACAGCCCUCGCUCCACAAACUGUCCAUCAUGUGUCACAAGGCAAAGGUGCAGCCACAGAGGACCUUCAGGUUCAACGAGUGUGUAUGUACGCCUUACAACGCAGAUUUCGACGGCGAUGAGAUGAACAUGCAUUUGCCGCAGACUGAAGAGGCUAGGGCCGAAGCGCUUAUUCUUAUGGGGAACAAAUCCAACCUCGUAACCCCUCGAAACGGCGAACUCCUAAUCGCAGCGACGCAAGACUUCAUCACCGGCGGCUAUCUCAUCACCCAGCGAGACACCUUCUUCACCCGCGAGGAGGCGCAACAGCUAGCGGCCUGCCUACUGGCCGGGCCUGAUGCUACUAUGAGAAUAGACAUGCCCCCACCGGCUAUACUCAAACCUAGGAGGUUAUGGACUGGAAAGCAGAUAUUCAGUUUGAUCCUGAAACCCAACAAGCGGUGCGAGGUGAAGGCGAACUUAGAAACGAAGGGAAAGAACUACACCAGCAACAAGGAUAUGUGCGUUCAAGAUUCAUAUGUAAUAAUCCGCAACUCUGAGCUGAUCUGCGGCUCCAUGGAUAAGAGCACCCUUGGUUCUGGCACCAAGAGCAGCAUCUUCUACAUUCUGCUCAGAGAUUGGGGCGAGGAGCACGCUGUUAGAGGCAUGUGGAGACUAGCUCGCAUGGCGUCCUACUACAUGAUGAACCGCGGCUUCAGUUUCGGCAUUAUCGACGUCACGCCCGGCCGCCGACUCAUCGAGGCCAAGAACCGCCUGCUAGAGUCCGGAUACUCCAAAUGCGACGCUUACAUCCUGGAGAUGGAGAAGGGAACGCUGCAGUGCCAACCUGGGUGUAGUAUGGAGGAGACGCUGGAAGCAGUAAUGUUGAGCGAGCUCAGUAGUAUCAGAGAAUUGGCUGCCAAAGCGUGUUUCCGCGAAUUACAUCCAACCAACGCACCGCUUAUCAUGGCACAGAGCGGAUCUAAAGGAUCGAACAUCAAUAUAUCCCAGAUGAUUGCCUGCGUGGGCCAGCAGGCUUUGAACGGCAAGCGAGUACCUAACGGCUUUGAAGACCGCUCGUUACCACAUUUCGAGAGGCACUCGAAAAUCCCGGCGGCCCGUGGCUUCGUAGAGAACAGCUUCUACUCCGGCCUUACGCCCACGGAGUUUUUCUUCCACACGAUGGGUGGAAGAGAAGGCCUGGUCGACACGGCCGUAAAGACCGCUGAGACUGGGUACUUACAGCGACGUUUGGUUAAGUCUCUAGAAGAUCUAGUCCUUCACUACGACAUGACAGUCCGGAAUGCGUCCGGCGAAGUGGUCCAGUUCAAAUACGGCAGCGACGGCCUCGACCCAAGUUACAUGGAGGCCAAGGGGCAACCCGUCGACUUACCCCGGGUGCUGCAAGACGUCCGGGCACAGAACUUACACAGGGACGAGGAACCGUUGGACGGCGAUGGUAUUGUAGUGGCAGCGGAGGAGACUUUAGCUUUGGACGACUUUAAAACAUGCACACAGGAAUUCAAGAAUGAACUCUUAACGUUCCUCAAAACUAUAGCCAAUAAAGUCCGUUCCCUCCGCACGAAAUACGCUCACUGCGGCAGCAUCGUGUACCAACUAGAGAGACUGACUCUCACUCAACUGGUGAAGUUCAUCCGAGUCUGUCACGACAAGUACCAGAGGAGCAUUAUUGAGCCUGGCACCGCCGUAGGCGCUCUUGCCGCACAGAGUAUCGGAGAGCCUGGAACUCAGAUGACCCUAAAAACCUUCCACUUUGCCGGCGUCGCUUCCAUGAACAUCACCCAAGGCGUACCCCGCGUCAAGGAAAUCAUCAACGCUUCCAGAAACAUCUCGACUCCAAUCAUAACAGCCGAGUUGGUCCAACCAUUGGACCAGGAGUUUGCGAGAAGGGUUAAAGGAAGACUAGAAAAGACAACGUUAGGAGAGAUAACAACGUACAUCGAAGAGGUGUAUCUACCCAACGAAUGUUUCCUGCUCAUCCGACUGGACGCGGAGCGCAUCCGACUGCUGUCACUCGAAGUUAACGUCGACUCCGUCGUUUAUUCAAUAUGCACAUCCAAAUUGAAAGUGAAACCAGGCAACAUAGAAGUGGUGUCGGACUGGGCUAUCAAGGUCAUAGCCGAGCCGAGCAAACUCGGCGGCUGGCUCAAUAUGUCGCUCCAACAGCUGGCGCGACAACUGCCCACUGUCGUCGUCAAGGGGCUGCCACAGGUGGCGAGAUGCGUGAUAGCUUGCGACGACACAGGUGGCGAUGUAAAAUACAAAUUGUGCGUGGAAGGCGACGGUCUAAGAGACGUAAUGGCGACAUACGGUAUCGAUGGCAGGAAGACCACUUCUAACAACAUAUUGGAGGUGUACCACACGCUAGGCAUCGAAGCAGCCAAGUCCACGAUCAUCAGCGAAAUCCAAGCGGUCAUGGCGGGACACGGAAUGAGCGUGGAUCGACGCCAUGUGGAAUUACUGGCUGGUCAGAUGACUGCGCGAGGCGAGGUGUUGGGGAUCACGCGAUAUGGGUUAGCGAGGAUGAAGGAUUCAGUGCUCAAUCUUGCUAGUUUCGAGAAGACCGCAGACCACCUCUUCGACGCCGCAUACUACGGGCAGCAGGACUGCAUCAGCGGCGUCUCCGAGUCCAUCAUCCUGGGCGUCCCCUGCGCCAUCGGAACUGGUGUCUUGCAGCUCCUGCACUCACCAGCUCCUGAACCCCCUAGAACACAGAGGGAGCUUCUGUUUGAUCGCCCGGAGUAUCAUAAUUCAAUCUGGGACUAGGUUAUUUGUAAUAAACGUUUUUUAAGUUUUAA